CGCAAAAACGGCAGUGGUUCACCUUCCCUCGUUAAUGAUCUCCACAAUCCCCCAACGACCCCUAAAAAACCGUCAACUCACCCUGAUCAACUUCCAAUCCCUAAUCAAUCGUUUCCCUUGAUAUAAUAACAAUGCCCCUGUGAUAUAAUAUCGCGCUGCAAUGAUAGCGCCCACGCUUUCUCACUCGUCCCCACCAUCACUCUGUCUUGGAGGAUAUUAUUGGGAUAAUCAAAAGUGAUAAACAUCGUAGUGAUCCUAGUGCAUAAGAAUAUCAGGAAUACAACUGCUCUUGAUUUAUCCAAGAAAUAUUGUCACUGUCUCAUCACCGGGUCAUCAAUGGAUAUGAUUAAUCCAUCGCAAUUGAUAUUCUAGUGUAACACCGAGGGCUUCGACCAAGUGGACAGAAAACAUGUUGGUGGUCCACUUAACCUUCCUUUGUUGCUAACAAUCUACCAAUUAGUUUGGGUAGUGGAAUUAUCUCUGCAUGAAAUUAUCGAGUUGUUCAAUACGUCCAAGGGUUCUCUGUGUAAUUACGAUGGUUGGCAUUACAUUGGGAACUGAGAAAUCAUCUUGACAUUUGUUGUAUGAAGGGACAUGUCUUUCUGUCCUUGGGAUCCUCGUAAUUAUUGUGCCUUUGUUUACUUAGGAUUUAUUAGCUGACAUAACCAAGUAAACAACACUGUUUAUUGAUACGGUUAGAUUGGGCUAAAAUUGACCAGCAGUCAAUUGACAACUAGGGAGCUAGUAGUUAAUACCCUGAUUCCUAGACUUUUCGGAAGAUACUAAAUAAAGAUGGAUGAGAAACAUGAGUCGAACAUAACAGACGACGAGGAGGACCCAGAGAAUAUCAUAAUAAACGAAGUCGAUGGGCUCCCAAAUUUGCACCCAAAUUUCCAGCAACUUGAUCUCGAUCUCAGCGAUGAUAGAAGUAGAAGUGAUAAAACUGUUAGAACAUUGGACGAAUUGGUUCACGAUGAGGAUCUACCAAUGUCUGUUAUCGUGACAAACGUAGAUCCUCGUGUAUUCAAAUGUGACGAAUUAAAGGCUGAUAUCGAACAUCUAUUUAAACAAUUUGGGGAGGAGGCGACAUUUCAGUAUUUCAAAUCAUUUAGGAGGAUGCGAGUGAACUAUAACUCACCCAGUGCCGCUGCUCACGCUCGAAUACAAUUGCAUCAAACCCGUCAUGGGGAAACUGAUAUAAAUUGUUAUUUUGCCCAGCCAGUGACGCCAAUAGACGUAGAAGAUCGGCACCUCCAGCCGCCAGCCCUGACAAAACAGUUCCUAAUAUCCCCUCCAGCGUCUCCCCCCAUUGGAUGGCAGCCCAAAGAGGAAGGCGAACCCUUAGUUAAUCAGGAUUUACUGGCUGCCAUUGCAAAUUUAUCUCCAGGAGGAACACACGAGUUGCAUGCAGGAGGCUCUGGUCAGCCCGGCAUCGUGGUUCACGUCUGCGAGACAACGAAUCCAACGCAGAGACAUGCCCCCAUCCAACACACACGUUGUCCUGAACAUUAGAUUCUCUUCGGAUCAACUGCAACAGAGUCAAUGGCAAAUAAUAUCGAUUGAAUCCAUCCAGAUGAAAAACACGAAAAAAACAUCAUGAGAAAGGGAUAAUAAUCCUAUUUAAGGUAUUCCGAAGAACCCCGGAAAUAUAUCACGACCAGGUAUAAAGAGAUAAUACGUGUCAUGCAAACUGUUUAAUUUACAAUUUCAAUUGUGAUCUCAAAAGCUUCAUACAUGUUACUGUACGCAUGUUUCAUUUACAUUCGCUGUGGAGAAAUAAUCUAAUUCAAAAUUAUAUAAAUACUUAUAGAGAAAAGGGGCAAUUAACAUGUUAAAUGCAAGCUCGCUGUUCUGUAUUUUAGCGCUGAAGUGAAAUAAUUAGGUGAAGCCACUAGGAAUUAUCUCGUUAUUUCACUCCACAACUGAUUCGUUCGUUCUAUAUCUGAAUGUACCCACGAGUACGUAUUCUCGUUACUUGAUAUACGAAAAAAUUUUAUUGAAAAACCCAGUGAAUUCUGUGCAAUAUAAUUUUACCAGAUUUUUGGGAAAAAAAUAUGGAAAAUGGGUUGAAGAGAAUACUGGGACUAUAAGUUUUUGAAGUCGCAGGCUACUUGAUUAAGAUUUUUUAUACAUUGGAGAUCGAUUACGUAUGUCCACAUGAAUUUUUGAUUUUUUUUUUCAAUUAAAAACAUUGCCAUUCAUGUAAAAUAUUCUAAAAAAUAUUUUUGAAAGAAAGAAAAAUAUAUUUUUAAUUGUUUAAGGAUAGUUUGUCUGUCUACUUUACAUGAAUGGAGGAAAUUUUUCGUAUUAAGAUGAAAGAAAUGGGCUAUGUUGGAGUCGAAUUUAAAAUAUUAGUAAAUGCCAUUAUAUUCAUUCUCUGGUCGUAGUCAUCAAUAUCAUGUUUCUUCUAGAUUAAUAGGAAUUUUCAAAUCAAAUUCAUUAGUAACCAAUUAUUUUUCAGUAAUUAUUCGUUCUUAGACAUCCAUAAUCGAUCUUUGAUGCAUAGAAAAUCUCACUCCCAUUGUGCGCGAUUUAGAGUUCCUGAUCAGUGGAAAUUAUUUUACCGCUUCGCUACUGUAUCGUGAUCAUGAAAGAAAUCGAAUGAAAAAAAUAACACGAUGAACCCAUUGACCUUUCUAUUAAGAAAAAAAUUUGCGGAAUUUUUCAAUAAAAUCGACCAAAGUUUAUAGACAUUCAAUGAAAUGUUAAAACCAAUUCACCAGGUCUACCAAUGAAAUUUUAUCCUCUGUGUUCAGCGUCUUUUCUCGUUGGAAAUAUAUUUUGCCAUCUUCAGAUGUGUUUUCAUAGAUGUUAGAGCUGAGCUAAACUACUUUACUGUGAAAUCGGGGAUUGAGGUGAACAACCAGAGGUACUCGAAAUUAGACAUUAAUAUGCUAUUACUCAAUGGUUUAGGCACUAGUGAUAUUGGACUGUAACGAGAAACCCCGACAAAAAAAAUCUGUCGUUUCUGCUUCGAUCUAAAUAUUUUAAAUAAAUGUAUCUGAAGUGCGACGAAUCUUGAGGCUAAUUAUUUCAGGCACAUUUGCCUCGUUAAACAUCGAAUUUAAAAAGGGCAAUCGAUUUCUCAUCGAUCGACAACUCUCAAUCUCAGAAAAAUACGAAAUUGAUAUUGCUAAUGGCAUUAUUUACUAUUAAUGAUUGAAUUGACUUCAUGAUACGUAAAAAUUAUCUUCUCAAGAAAUGAAAAUUAGAAAAAUCAGGAUUGAAGUCGCAUUUCAAAUGUUUAAUUUACGUGAUUACUAAAAUCAAAGAUGGACUCGCGAUGUAAUAACGCAUGUGAUCAAUAUAUAUAUAUAUAUAUCCUGGAUGUCAGGUACAUCCUUAAAUGAAAAAUAAUCAUAUAGAAAUAUGAAGAGGAAGAAACUGUAUUUUUUCCCCCCGAUGAAAAUUCGUGUGGACACUGUUCAAAAUAUAAAUAUGAAAUUGAUGGUGUAAUUUCAUGUAUGUAUGAGAGAUGUGCAUAAAUAAUCGUAGUUUAAUUGAUGAAAAAUCAUUAACAGGAGGAAGACGAACGUCAGAACAGUUUACUCAAAUAAGAAAUUUGGAAUUAUUAGUUGAUACGUUAUUUAACAAAUGUUGAUCCUCAAAAAAAUUUGGAAUUAUAUUGUUGAAUAAAAUAGUUCAAGAUCAAAGUGAAACAAUCUCAUGAGACAGAUCAAACGUUAAUUAUUUAAUUCACUACAAAUAGUGAUGCCAAAGUUACUAGACAACUUGUUUGUUUUUGUAAGGCUAUUUGAUUUUAUAGAUUUUUAAAAAUAUUUCUCUCUGAGUGCUUAAAAAACAGGUAAAACUAUAUCUUAUCAUGUAAAUCUGACAGUACAAAGAAGAAAUAUUCGAAUAACGGAGUACUUAAACGAUGAAGUUUAUCAUUUACGAUGUGCUUUGAUGCUCAGACGCCAAUCAUGUGUACUGGCCUAGGUGGUUUAACUAAAGAUAUGUAUAAAAAAAAUUAAGCAUCCCAAAAAUCAAACCUAAAUGGAUAAAGAAAUACAAAGGAUGUAUCGAGUCAAUAAUAAGACAUUUGAAAACCAAAAUUUGAAAAAUGUUAUUCUGUUUAAUCAAUGAUGUUUAAACUUGUACACGUUACACGCUUAAUUAAAUCAUUGAAAUAUUA
Molecule: messenger RNA, 4135 nt
Organism: Diachasmimorpha longicaudata
Lineage: Eukaryota; Metazoa; Arthropoda; Insecta; Hymenoptera; Braconidae
Gene: sra
Product: sarah
Exons: 6
Coding region: 793-1512 (239 amino acids)
Biological process (GO): calcium-mediated signaling
Cellular component (GO): cytoplasm; nucleus
Molecular function (GO): calcium-dependent protein serine/threonine phosphatase regulator activity; nucleic acid binding
Source: RefSeq, a predicted model, not a curated record